Molecule: messenger RNA, 1958 nt
Organism: Ilyonectria robusta
Lineage: Eukaryota; Fungi; Ascomycota; Sordariomycetes; Hypocreales; Nectriaceae
Product: Alpha/Beta hydrolase protein
Exons: 2
Coding region: 453-1565 (370 amino acids)
Molecular function (GO): hydrolase activity
Source: RefSeq, a predicted model, not a curated record
CUGCAAGGAACGGUUUCACGGCCUCGUGAAAACCCCGAUGCUCCACCAACUAACAAAAACCAAAACAACACUGUCAAGCUGAACAUCGCCAAAAGGGCUCCACGUCUCCAUAUUAACGGCUCCGCCGCGAUGGAUCCGUGUCGUCACAGAAGAUAGCAUGAUAGGCAGGGACAGGCAAUAUCGCCCGGCCAGGAACCAGAUUGAGCGAGACGAUUGGCCGCUUCGCCAUGUUUGCCCCCUAUCGGGCGAUCAUCCCAUGUCCACAAGCGCGCCGGUGAUACAGUUAAAACCUGGCUCGUUCCCAGGGCAUCCUGGCGAGACAGGGAGUCUUCGAUUCCCAGUCUUGUUGCAGAGGAUCUCGGUCGUUGUUUCAUCGUCACAGUCGCUUCUGUCGUCCUUUGCUUGCUUGCUGUCUUUCGCCUCAGACUUCCUCCUCGCUACACCUCGCGACCAUGAGACAGGCAAUCGCCAUCCCGCUGCUCCUCGCGGCCGCCACCGAGGGCCGCGAUAUCGCCUCGCGCGCCACCGACUGCAAGGACGUGCAUGUCUUCCUGGCCCGCGGCAACAACGAGCCGUACCCGGGCCGCCAGGGCAAGCUGGUCACGGCCAUCUGCUCGGGCUUGAGCAGCUGCGACUACGAGGACAUCCAGUUCUACAACCCGCUAGAGUCAGUGUACUGCGAUUCCGUCUUUGAGGGCGCCGCGAACGGCAUUAGCCAGAUCACGGCGUACAACAAGGCGUGCCCGGACUCGAAGCUCGUCGUCAGCGGAUACUCGCAGGGCGGACAUGUGGUGGGCGACAUUCUGGGUGGUGGAGGCGGCACCUUUUUCCAAGGCUGCGUCCAGGGCAGCAACGAGGGAUUGAACGCAGACUCGGCCCCCGGAAACAAGAUUGUCGCGGCCCUGAUCUUUGGUGAUACUCGCCACACGGCCAACCAGCCGUACAACGUGCUGAGCGGCGCUGGAGCGGACGGUCUCUUCCCGCGAACGGCUGCCAUGCUUACGAAUCUCGUCACGUACGGCGAUGCGCUCCACAACUACUGCGUCAAGGAGGAUCCCAUCUGCGCUGGAGGCGACGUCGUGGCUGACCACCUGAACUACUUUGACGUGUACAGCGACAUGGCUGCUGCGUGGGUGCAUGAGCGGGUGAAUGCCACCGAGGAUUCGGCUUCCACUUCGACUUCUGCUUCGAGUACCAAGACCACCAAGACGAAGAGCACGACUACCACGGAGGAGGCUACUACCACAGAGGAGGUUACUACCACGGUGGAGGCCACAACCACUGAGUCUGCUUCCGAGGGGACGACUACCGAGUCCAAGUCCAAGACCCAGAGCGCAUCUGCCACCAAGACCAAGUCCGAGACCACCGAAGUUUCAUCCACCACCAGCGACGCCUCAUCGCAAACCACGGCCGUCACUACAGCAUCUUCCGCCUCUGGAUCCGGAUCUUCCGCGUCCGAGACCACGAGCGCCGCCGCGGCGACGACAAGCGACAGCAGUGCCGGGUCGCGCAAUUCUCAGCUCGGCGCUGUCCUGUUCGCUCUCGGCGCUGUCCUAGCGUUUUAAUCGCGGCAAUGCGAAGCUGAGGGGAGAUGAUGCGACGGGGCAGAAGAGAAAGGGGAAUGUGAGACGAUCAUGCCAGCUAAAGACCUGCCUUGUAUAUACCCCAGAGAGGAUUCAGUCCUCGAGAUGAUGAUAGAGAUGUGCAUAUAAUUCAACGACUGGGACAUGAGAUUUAAGGAUUUUUUAGGGUUGAUCGAGGCGCCGAGCGCUAAUCUACAAUGUUAGCGGUAGGGGGAAAUUGACAAAUGACUGACCAAUCGGGUACCCGUCGUAUGUGAGUGAUACUUGAAGUAAAGAUCGAUCUGUGGCUCUACCUACCUAGACAAGCAGCCAUUGAUCGCAUUAGAUGAAUAAACCAAUGUCCGUCUUUCCCGGAAAGGCAAUCAGGGCUCUGAG